This is a messenger RNA of Mesorhabditis spiculigera, 744 nucleotides long. Lineage: Eukaryota; Metazoa; Nematoda; Chromadorea; Rhabditida; Rhabditidae. The record is from the annotation of a GenBank genome assembly.
AUGUAUAUCACGCUAAAACUUAUUACCUUGCUCGCCCUGACAAUUGAACUAAUAUGUUCAAAAGAGCUUCCUUUCCUAAACGCCAUCGAGGUCCCGGGUGCGAAGGUGCCAAUCAUGAGGAUGUUUGAUAAUUAUGCAGCGCAUUGUAAGAAAGAGGGGGAGCGAACAUUGGGCAUGAGUUCCCUGGCCCAGAUUAUGCAUAGUCUGAAUGCCGAAGCACUCGUCACAAAGAUGCACGACAGCUUAUUCUCGGCAAUUGGCGACGUCGAGGUCAGGCGGCUCGAAGGAAGAUGGUUCUCGGUCGUCGAUACCAGAGAGGUGCAUGCUGAAGAAUGUAGCACAACUGAAAUUGAGAUAAUUGCUCAGAAUGUCUUCACUUCUACCUUAUCCCUAAUCACCAAAGUAUGGAACCCAGGCCAGACCCCGACCACAAAUACUGGAAUCGGUCUUCAGAUGGGACCGGAACCGGGAGAGCUGCUGCUCUCCACGGGCCACUCGAUGGAUAAAUGCCCAUAUGUCGUCGUAAAGACGUUCAAUGCCAAUCCUGGACAGCCUUACGACUUUAUCGUGCUCUCACAACCGCUGAAAUAUCCGACGAUUGUUCUUGCACGGAGCACAGACCUCUUCCAAGAACACAAGAAGCAAGUCUACGAUUUCCUCGAGAAAAACGGAUACCUCAGUCCCAUGGCCGCCCUCAAUACGAGAUUGCAUUUUGUAAACGUAUCAGCUUGCGAUUUCGUCGAA